Parnassius apollo (apollo) is the source of this 603-nucleotide messenger RNA. The record is from the annotation of a GenBank genome assembly. Lineage: Eukaryota; Metazoa; Arthropoda; Insecta; Lepidoptera; Papilionidae.
AUGAGUAUUGACAUUGGAGGAAUGAGAAUAAGAUACAAAGAUAAGGAUGACACGUUUUUAGAGACACACUUAGUGUCUAAAGAACCUUUCGGUCAAUUCAAGGCAUGGUUUGAAGAAGCUUGCAGUAAAAAAGAAAUCUUAGAACCCAAUGCUAUGUGCUUAGCCACUGUUUCAAAGGAAGGGUAUCCUUCAGCAAGAUUUGUUUUAUGUAAAGGCUAUGGUAAAGAUGGAUACAAAUUCUUCACAAACUAUGAAAGUAGGAAGGCUAAGGAGAUGGCUGAAAAUCAAAAUGUGGCUGCCACAUUCUAUUGGGAGAUUUUGAAUAGAUCAGUGAGAAUUGAAGGUUAUGUGGAAAAACUUUCUGAUGAGGAAUCUACUACAUAUUUCCAUUCACGUCCAGUGCCUAGUCAAAUUGCAGCAUGUGCUAGUUACCAAAGUACACCAAUUGAAUCUAGAGAUAUUCUUUGUGACCGUGAAGGUAAAUUAGAAGCUGAAUAUAUGAUACCCCAUAAGGAAGUUCCUAGACCAAGUUAUUGGGGAGGUUAUAUUAUUCGUCCUAGAGCUGUUGAGUUUUGGCAAGGACAAAAAAGAUCGCCUGCAUGA